Messenger RNA from Andrographis paniculata, 1739 nucleotides. RefSeq names its product CBL-interacting serine/threonine-protein kinase 11. Bases 149 to 1462 code for a protein of 437 amino acids. The record is from RefSeq and is a predicted model, not a curated record. Gene Ontology annotation, biological process: signal transduction; protein phosphorylation. NCBI's taxonomy places the organism in Eukaryota, Viridiplantae, Streptophyta, Magnoliopsida, Lamiales, Acanthaceae. Gene Ontology annotation, molecular function: protein kinase activity; ATP binding. The transcript has a single exon.
UCUGCCCCACACCAAAGGGCUCCAUCUCGAGCAUACAUACAUACGGACAACCAUUCAUUCAUUAAUACGAAUCAUUCAAAGAAUCUUCCACCCAAUAAUUCCAACUAUCGCUUCACAUUACUCCAAUAAUCCCAAUCCGAUUCCUGCAAUGGAGAUCGUCGACGCCGCCGGUCACCGGCGACAAGAGUCGCCGUCGUCGUUUUUUCUGGGGAUGGUGUCGCCGGAGAACAACAAGCUGUUCGACAAGUACGAGGUGGGUCGCCUCCUCGGCUGCGGCGCCUUCGCGAAGGUGUACCACGCGCGGGAGUUGGAGACCGGCCGGAGCGUGGCGAUCAAGGUUAUCAACAAGAGCAGAAUCGCCGGAAACGCGAAUCUGAUGAACAACAUCAAGCGGGAGAUUUCGAUCAUGAGCCGCCUCCGCCAUUGCCACAUCGUGAAGCUUUUCGAAGUUAUGGCGACGAAGAGGAAGAUCUACUUCGUCUUGGAGUUCGUCAAGGGAGGUGAGCUUUUCGCCAGAGUCGCCAAGGGGCGGUUCAGCGAGGAUCUCGGCCGGAGAUACUUCCAGCAGCUGAUCGCCGCCGUCAGCUACUGCCACCUGCGCGGCGUCUACCACCGGGAUUUGAAGCCGGAGAAUUUGCUGGUGGACGAGAACGGCGACCUGAAAGUUUCCGAUUUCGGCCUCAGCGCGCUGCGGCGGAGCGACGGCGGCGACGACGGGCUUCUGCGCACGCUCUGCGGAACGCCGGCGUACGUCGCGCCGGAGAUUCUGGCGAAGCGAGGCUACGACGGCGCGAAGAUCGACGUCUGGUCGUGCGGCGUCGUUUUGUUUGUACUCACCGCCGGCUAUUUACCGUUCAACGAUCCCAAUUUGAUGAACAUGUACCGGAAAAUUUACAAGGGGGAAUUCCGGUGCCCUAAGUGGAUGUCGCCGGAUCUGAAGCGGGUCCUGACCCGGAUCCUCGACACGAAUCCGGAGACCCGGAUCACCAUUGAUGAGAUUAAGCGCGACCCGUGGUUUCGGAAGGGGUACAGAGAGGUGAAGGAAAUUGGCGGCGGCGGUGGUGGUUGUGGUCCGGCGGAGGAUGAGAAGAAGCUGCGUGAUUUAAACGCGUUCGACAUAAUUUCGUUUUCGAGGGGCCUGGAUCUCUCCGGCCUGUUUGACAGCAGGUACAGGGCGGCGGAGGACGUGGAGCUGCUGACGGCGGAGGAGGAGUCGCCGGAGAGGGUUAUCGGUAAGGUGGAGGAGGCGGUGAAGGCGGAGAACGGGGCGGUGCAUUUGAGGAAGACGAAGGGGUGGGGGGUGGAGCUUGAGGGGCAGAAUGGUAAUUUCGUAUUGGGAUUGGAAGUUCGCCGGCUGACAGACCGGUUGGUGGUGGUUGAGGUGAAAAGGAACGGCGGAGAAGCCGCCGCCGCUCUGUGGAAUGACAAAAUUAGGCCCGCAAUUCAAGUUUCCGGCGGGUAGGGUUGGUUGGAUUUUUUAGGGACAUUUUUGUAUUUUCAGCUGACCAUUUCUGAGAAGUUAAGGUAAAGAUUAUUUAAAGUACAAUUUUAUUUUUUUUUCUGUAAGAGUGAUUGAUUACUCCAUCAUCGAUUGAUUGCUUUACAUGAAUGAUUUUGAUUGGCUAAAUUAUGACAAUCGAGAGAAUGUAAAUGUGGCCACGGGUGGUGGGUGGGUGCGUUCAAAUUGAUGUAAAUUUGUGUAUUGUAAUUAAGACAAAAAAGAGGUUUCGUGUCGUGUA